AUGGCCACCAUUCUCGUCACCGGUGCCACCGGCAAACAGGGAGGCGCUCUCAUCAAAAGUCUGAUCACGAAGAAUGCGCCCUUCAAGAUCCUUGCGGUGACCCGCAACCCGCAAUCUGCCUCCGCGCAGAAGCUCCUCAACGAAUCAAAGAACAUCACCCUCGUGCAGGGUGAUCUAGACAACCCGAGCGACAUUUUCAAGAAUGCACAGAGCCAGACAUCAGAGCCCAUCUGGGGUGUAUUCAGUGUUCAAGCAGCGAUGGGAACCAAGGUACCGGAAGAUGUACAGGGCAAGACUCUCAUCGAUGAAGCUCUCAAACACGGCGUCAAGCACUUCGUCUAUACCUCGGUUGACCGCCACGGCGCAAAGUCCAUUGACAACCCGACCAACGUCCCUCAUUUCAUUCGCAAACAUGAAAUCGAGAAACAUCUGAUAGAAAAGACUAAAGACGGCCAAAUGGACUGGACUAUCCUGCGCCCGACUGCUUUCUACGACAACCUCACGCCCAAUUUCUUUGGCAGGUUCUUCUCGACGUGCUUCAAGAUGUCACUGAAGGGCAAACCGUUGCAGUUGGUCGCUUGCAGUGAUAUCGGCGCCGUCGCAGCAGAGGUUUUCCUGCAUGCGGAGGAUUACAAGGGCCGUGCUAUCUCUCUCGCGGGCGAUGAGUUGACCUAUGAUCAAUUUGCGCAGAUCUUCAAGGAGAAAACAGGACAGACCAUGCCGACUACAUUUACUUUCCUAUGCUGGGUCAUGGUGACGAUGGUCAAGGAUAUGGGAUACAUGCUCAAGUGGUUCCAUGAUGAAGGAUACAAGGCGGAUAUCGAGGAAGUCAGGAAGAUCCAUCCAGGGCUCAAAGACUUUGGAACUUGGUUGGAGACGGAGAGUCAGUUUAAGAAGCAAUGA
This is a messenger RNA of Penicillium canariense, 903 nucleotides long. RefSeq names its product NmrA/HSCARG family protein. The transcript is spliced from 2 exons. NCBI's taxonomy places the organism in Eukaryota, Fungi, Ascomycota, Eurotiomycetes, Eurotiales, Aspergillaceae. The record is from RefSeq and is a predicted model, not a curated record. Bases 1 to 903 code for a protein of 300 amino acids.